AUGCGUUCUUAUGUCUUAAGUAAAGAAAAUAAGUAUCUUUUACUUCAAGAUUGGUGGUAAAAACCAACUAAAAGUAAUAUACAUCAUAAUUUAAGGAAAUCAAUAUACUUAUAGUCGCAUACCAUUUAUAAUAUCUGGUAGUCAUAUUUCAAUAAUUUUAAAUAUAUGGUCUUUAUUCAUUCAAAUACUCACAUUAUGGAUUACACCUUUUAUGAUUUCAUUUUAAUAAGAAAAUUCAAUUUUCUAAGUCCUCUUUAUUAUUAUUUUAUUUUAAGUCUUUUUUGAUGUUUUCAUUAAAAUCAAUAGUCCAUUAAUAAUAAAUGGAGAAACCAUAUAUGAUAAAACUGAAAGAAUUAAAGAUUUCUUUAGAAAAAACUUAUUGGAAGAUUUAAUAUAUAUCUUUACUUUAAUUAUUUCAUUUUUUCCAAUUUUUGAUAAUAUUCAAUUACAAGGUGGCUUUUGUAUAAUUAUCAUUUUCAUCUCUUACAAAAAACUUAAUUAGAAUUAUGAAAGUUUAUAUGAAAUUCUUUAUCUUAAAGGAUAAUAUCAUUAUGCUAUAGAUGUAAUAUCACUAACAAUUUUGAUCUUUUCAUAUGCACAUAUUAUGGCAUGUAUUUGGCAUUAUGUUGGUGAAAUUACUAUAGAUCAAGGUCAGUCUUGGUUAAUUUAAAGGAAUCUACAAAAUAGUUAAAUUUGGGAAAAGUAUAAUAUCUCUUUUUAUUGGGCAACCAUGACUAUGUCUACUGUAGGUUAUGGAGACAUAACACCUACUAAUUAAUUUGAAACUUUAGCAGCUAAUUUAAUGAUGAUUCUCUCAAGUUGCAUGUUUGGUUAUUCAAUUAGUUAAAUUGGAAUGAUACUCAAAAGUUAAUAUGAAGUUUAAUAAAAAUAUAAGUAAUUAUACUAUUUUUAUAUUUUAGACGUUCAAUAAUAAUUAUGAAUGCUUAUAUGAAAAAUAGUUAAGUUGAUUUAUAAAUAUAAAGUAGAAUCAGAAAUUAUCUCAAAUAUUAAUGUGAAAAUGAAGCUAAUGAAAAUAAAGAUGAUAUUAAUAAAAUCAUAACAGAUUUACCGAUUGGAUUAAAAUAAGAACUUGUAUAAGAUGUUUAGAUGAAUAUUAUAAAGAGGAUUAAGAUUUUAAAUAAUUAAUUCUCACAAUCAACUCUUAAAUAAUUAUCUCAGUUUUUAAUAGAAUUUAAAUUUACUCCAGGAGAUGUAAUAUAUCAUAGAAAUGAUUUAAAUGAUCAAAGUCUCUAUUAUAUACAAGAAGGAAUUGUUAAUAUUUAUGAAGAAAAUAGUCAAAAACUCUUACAAUCCUUAAAAGCUGGGGAUACAUUUGGUGAAUAUUAAUUCUUUACUGGAUUUUAAUCAUAAACAUCUACUAAAAGUUAAGGGUUUACAAAAAUAUUUAAAAUAAAUCGCUAAUCUUUAUUAUAGUUAUUAAAUUAAAAUUCUAAAGAUUUUCAAAGAUUUCAUCAUAUUAAAGAUAAUAUUAUUUUUAAUAAGAAUUUUUAAAUUGUAUAAAAAUGUUGUAAUUAUUGUAAAAUUGCUGAUCAUAUUAAUAUUGAUUGUCCACUUUUAUCUUACAAACCAGAUAUUUUAUAAAGAAUUAAGAAAGCUGAAUUAAAGCCAUCUAUAUAAUAAAGACAUUUUAUAUAAAGAAAUAAUUAAAAAGUGCGAUGUUUAAUGUUACAUUCAGCAAUCUAAGACACUGUUGAAGAAUAUAAAGCAAAUCUUUCUACUACUUAAAUUGAUGUUGAUAUGAAAUUAUUUUCAACAUAUGCUACAAAAGAUUUGAGUAGUAAUUGUUAAAAACAAUCACUAUUAGAUAGACAAUAAACUAAACCUCUUCCAGUUGCUCCUUUAAAAAAAAAUAACUCUUUUUUGAUAAGAUAGAGAAAUUAAUCUUAAUAGAAAAAAGUUGGAAUUUUCGUUAAUUUAAAAUCAGUCUUUAGAGAUUCUGAUCGAUAAUUAAAAUCUGAGUCUGAAGAUGAUCAAUAAAAUAAUUCACCUAAAAAUUAAGUUUCAUAAUAAUUUCAAAUUGAUUUUAAUGAUUUAUAAAUGAAUUAGUUUGAUGAUUAAUUUCAAACUACAAAUUUCAAUAUUGAUAGAUUAAUGAAUUAUUUUGGUUACAUGCCUAUGUCUAAUGUGAUUUAUGCUUUGAGAAAAUAUGAAAGACUCUAUAAGUAUUCAAAAGUGAAGACAAUUAAUUAUCCUGAAUCAGAAUCUAGGAAAUUUAGUAUUCCCUUAUAUUAUAGUAGAAGAGAUUCAAUAAAUGAAUUAUUAAAAGAAAAGUAUUGAGUAAAUAAUUAAUUAAAUUUAUUAUUAAAUAUGUUUAAUAAAAAAUUUAAAAAACAUGUUUCUAUUUCAUUUCAUGAUCAAGAAACCAAAGAAUAAAAGUGUAAUACCUAUGUAUCUAAUGUGAACUAAUCAAAGAAUCCAAAAAAUAACAUAAAUUAUGAUGAUGAUGUACACUUAGAUUCAAUUAAAAAAUAUGUGAAAGUAGACAAUAAAUAAUUAGUAGAUACUCAAAAAGAUGUGAUUCAAAUAGAGAGUUACGAGUAUUUAAAUGAAUUGGAGGAGGAAAAUAGGAUGAAUAAUUAUUUAAUUAAAAAAAAUUUAGAGAAUGUUAAAGAACUUAAUAUUAUUGAUUUAGAAAAUGAUGGAAUUUAUGAGGAUGAUAUAAAAACAAUGAAAAAUAAAAAUAAAAAAAAUGUAAUUAUAAUAGAUGAAACAGAUAAUAAUUUAAUUACAAAUAUGGAUAAUAGGAGAAUGAAUAUGAUAGGAAUAGCCAAAUAAUAGAAACUUUUCUAUGAACAUAAUUCAGAUGAUGAAGAAUUCAAUAGAUUUGAGUAAAAUAUCAUUAAAUCUAAUACAGUUUCAUAUGAUUAUGCAAAUAAUGGUUAUAAGACAUUCAAUUUUAAUGAUUCAUAAUAAAUUCAUUAUUCUAGUUUUAUGGACAACUUUUCAUAAAUAAAUUUGGAUUCAAUAAUUGGAAAUUUAUAAACACUUAUAUCUUAAGAGAUUUUUAAAAGAGAUAGAUUAUAAAAUUAAAUUGAAAGAUCUAUAUCUGCUAUUAAUUCAAGUGAAAUGAUAAUUAAAACUUAAUUAGAAUAAAAUUAAGAAUUAUAAAAAUUAUUAAGAGAUUUUGAAUAAGUAAAUGAAUAUUUUCAAUGUUUUAAUGAUAUGAUAAAAUAAAAAGUAAAAAUAUAAAAUAAUUUAUUUUAGAUACCAACUCUAUUUAAAUUAUAUGAUGAAUUUGAUGAAAUGCAUGAUGAAUAUUAUAAUUUAAUUGAAGCUAGAAUUGAAGAAUAAGAAUUGAUAUUUUCUUAGUUAUUUUAAGGAUUACCUAAUGAAAUUAUUCUUAAUUAUGCUAAAGAUAUUUGUUUACAUAUGGAUGAUGUAGAUGAAGAAUAUGCAGAUUUAGAGAAGAUUUGUGAAAAUUACUUUAAUGUAAUGUUUGUUAUACCAAAUGCUAAUAUCUUAUAACCAAUGUUUGAUUAUCAUAUUUUUAUGAGAUUUAUUGAAUUGUAUUGUGAAAACAUGGAUGAUUGUGAAUCUGAUUUAUUUGAGAAUUUGAUAUCUGAUAAAUCUUUACUAUGUUAAUUGAUAAUGUAAUGUAGAUUUAUUAAAGGAUUAUUAACAUUAAAUCCUAUUUAAACCAAAUUUAUUCAACAAUUUUUUAGAUCAAUUUUAAAACACACAUAUUAAUAUUUAAAAGAGUCAAAUGCAGAAGAAGCACAAAAAUCUUUAAAUUAUAUUAAAUCAUUACUUGAUUCAAUUUAAAAAUCAAUAUAUAAAAAGCCAUGUAUUUAUAGACCAUAGAUAGUUGAAUACUUAAGUAUGAUGAAAGAUAUUCUACCUAAAGAUACACUUGAAAAGCUAAUUAAAAAUUAUUAAUGA
Messenger RNA from Paramecium pentaurelia, 3900 nucleotides. The record is from the annotation of a GenBank genome assembly. NCBI's taxonomy places the organism in Eukaryota, Ciliophora, Oligohymenophorea, Peniculida, Parameciidae.